Molecule: messenger RNA, 1699 nt
Organism: Girardinichthys multiradiatus
Lineage: Eukaryota; Metazoa; Chordata; Actinopteri; Cyprinodontiformes; Goodeidae
Gene: pex11g
Product: peroxisomal biogenesis factor 11 gamma
Exons: 5
Coding region: 164-901 (245 amino acids)
Biological process (GO): peroxisome fission
Cellular component (GO): peroxisomal membrane
Source: RefSeq, a predicted model, not a curated record
UGUUUGGAGGAGUAGUUCCUGUUUCAAAGUCCAGCUGAAGGUUGGAGCAGUCAGGGUGCAGAGGCUGUCAUAUGUGUACGGCUGAAGCUAAAAUGUUCGGAAGAAACUCACAGAGUUAGAGUGUAUUUUCUAGGAGUUUUUGCGGCAUUGUGUGUGAUCGGACAUGCAGCAGUCUGUGGAGUCUCUGGUCCGAGUUCUGGAGUCCUACAGAGGAAGAGAUAAAAUUAUCAGGACUGUCUGUUAUGGCUCUCAGCUGGUCGGAGGAGCUCUUACACAGAAAGCAGAAGCCGAUGCGUCCUCUCAGCGACUUGGGAAAAGUUUACUACUGUUUUCUGCUCAGCUCAGCCACUGCAGGACGGUGCUGAGGCUGUUUGACGAUCUCUCUAUGCUGGCAUACUCCCACAGCUAUGGAUUUGGUACUUCGGAGGAGGAUGCAGGCAUUCGCUGGAUAUCGGUGCUGACGAACGUGGCUGACCAGCUUUACUAUCCAUGUGAACACAUUGCCUGGGCCGCAGACGCUGAGCUCAUUAAAGUGAGGUCUGAUAAGUGGUGGUUGUUCAGCACGGUGCUGUGGGGAACCUCGCUGUUGCUGGGGAUCUUCAGAUCCCUUCGCGUUCUGCUGUUGCUGAGGAGGAAGCUGAAGAAACAGGAGAGGGCCGAAGGAGGCAGCAGACGAUCUCACCACAGCAUGGAGAUACGAGCGGAGCUGCUCUCCAUCCUCAGCAGCGUGGCUGACAUCAGUAACGCCAUUCAUUGGAUGCCACCAGGCUUCCUGUGGGCAGGACGAUUCCCCAGCUGGCUGGUGGGCUUGCUGGGAACCACCUCCUCGCUAAUUGGUUUGAUUCAGAUGAAUACCAGCAGCAGUGAGCUCUCAGACAGUACAGUGAUGUCUUCACAAUGAGAAGGAGAUAUUAAUUGAAUGGAUUAUCGGUACUGGUGGAAGGAAGUCCUUGCAGAACUUUGAUUUGAACAGAUCAUCUAUUUAGAUUAUUUUCUGUCUCAGUGGGCUCCUAAAGCUACAAUCUUCUGGACUGCUUUCUGUAGAUGAACAAAUAUAACACCUCUGUUAUCCAUGUUUUUGAAAUUGGGGGAUUAGCCUUCCUUUAAAUACAUUGUAAAAUUUCAGUUAAGUUAAACUAGCAUUUAAAAAAAUUAUUUUUGCUUAUCUAUUUGAUUAAUUUUGUUAGUUUGUUUUUUAAUUGGUGUCAUUACAUCAGAUUUGAAUGUCAUUUCAGUGAAGUGUAGGGAGAUAGUGUAUUUCUUUCUAUCUUUUUAUCUUUUACUAAUUAAAUUUUUUUAUUGUGUGCCAAGCAAACUUAUUUCAAGUUUGUAAGUGACAAGAUUCUUUCGUAUUUCAUUCAUAACAUUAACGUUAAUGUUAAUCUGGUCUAGCCACCCUAGAAGAGUGUUGUACAUACAACUACAUUUCUGACAUUAGUGUGCAGUUAAAAGAUUGCACCCUUCUCGACACACUUCUUGAAUUGCAACAUUAACUGUGAAUAUACACAAAAAGACACAGAAUCAUACUCAACACAUAAGGCCUUCAUUUUCCCUGCUUUAGAAUUUAUGCAAUGAUUUUGUGAGCAAAUUUGUUGGCCUAUUUGUAAAACUCAACAAAUAGCUUAAAAAUGUUAAUAAAGUAUUUUCACAAGGUAUUUAAUUGCUUCAAAGUCCAAAUAAAAUAUGCUGUCAUAAUCAA